This is a messenger RNA of Penicillium taxi, 258 nucleotides long. RefSeq lists its product as uncharacterized. The record is from RefSeq and is a predicted model, not a curated record. The transcript has a single exon. The coding region runs from base 1 to 258 and encodes 85 amino acids. Lineage: Eukaryota; Fungi; Ascomycota; Eurotiomycetes; Eurotiales; Aspergillaceae.
AUGAUUUUGAGCCUAUGUUCGGCUUGGGAACUUCGAAUCAAUAAUCAAGCAACACCCUACACUGGAAGUAAAACCCAAGCUUGUCAGCCUAUUUCCAUCCCCCGUGGCGCCAAAAUCAGCUGGGUUGGCUCUAAAGGUGCUACGACUCUUCAGUUAUUCAAUGUGCAAGGAAAGUGCUCUCAAGUCUAUCGGACUAUAACGGGUGUUGGAGAAAUCAAUGCUUCAAGUGAUAUCUUCGGAUAUAUGGUCAAGGCCUAA